Messenger RNA from Phyllostomus hastatus (greater spear-nosed bat), 2791 nucleotides. RefSeq lists its product as uncharacterized. NCBI's taxonomy places the organism in Eukaryota, Metazoa, Chordata, Mammalia, Chiroptera, Phyllostomidae. Bases 1568 to 2689 code for a protein of 373 amino acids. The transcript has 8 exons. The record is from RefSeq and is a predicted model, not a curated record.
AAGCGGUUCUCUAGCUGGGCGCGGGGGCCAGGGGCGGUUCGCUCCCUCAAACCUACUCCCCUCUCUGCUAGGCCUUGAAGGGACAGCAGAACUUCUCCGAAGGGCAGGAAGCUCUGAAGAACUUUAUUCCUCCAAGUGCUUUCUAGCAGCCGCCGCCGCGCGGAGCCCACUUUUCCUGCCAGUGACUCUUGGCUAACACGACCCGCAACAAGCAGCCUCUUGAAGCCACGCUUUCCUCAAGUGUUAAAAGGAAACGGGAAAUGCCAGACAGCUGCUAGGAUGAGUGGGGCUACCGGUGCAGCGCCUUAAACUCCAUUCUCUCCUCGUUCAAGUGCAUGCCACCGCUUCCUUCAGCCUGACCCUCAAUCCCGACACUCCCUUCAGGGGGGCUAGGAUUUCGACCCUGUGGCUUCUCCCUUCUCAGAUCCCAGAGCAGAUCACUCCCAGAGCCAGCUGCUCGCGUCAGCCUCCCUGGCUGCCCCUUUGCUUUGAGACAGAGGCGCCAGAAUUGCCCUCGCCCAGGGAGGGAGUCAGAGGAACUCCCAGGAACAGGAACCCUGCUGUCCAGAUAAACACCAACGUGCUGCCAGCGGCGAACCCGAGGUGCCUAGCUGUGCUUAGCGUUGCUGGCUUCUCCAACGUGCUCAGAGAUUUAUCACACCACCUCUGACGGGCCCCCUGCACCUGAAGUCCAGGACCGCCUGAUGGUGCCAGCAGGCGUCUCGGAGCUGGAGACGGUGCAGACUCUGCUGGAGCAUCACAGGAACGUGGUCAAGACCCUCCCCUCGGACCCCCACAUCCUGACGGGCAUCGGUGCUGCCCAGCCGCGCGUCGACGUUCCCUACCAGGAGCCUCAGUGUUGCCAGCCCUAACAUGCAGCCCGAGUCCUGCCUCCGCGCCCCCCCACCCCGGACUGGGGGACAGUGACAGGGGUCCUGCCCGUCAGGUCUCCGAGGGGGCCAGCUCAGCGCACCUCAGCAUCUGAGGGGCACAUCUUUUCGGCACACAUCUGACACCGGGGCUCCCUGCGACACGGAUCUCGGCCUUGCCCUCGGGACGCCGAAGUCCCCGCGGAGCACUGGCAGGAGGGCUCUGCUUGGGCCGAGGGUGUCGUCCAGCACGCUCACUUCCGCCCGAGGCACUGAUGGUUUCAGGUGGUACUUAAAAUAAGACCUGUGCGGCCUUUGUGGGGACACAGCCACUUCCUGGAGCGGCAGUUCUCGUUGGUCCUGGGCAGUCUGUUCAGGGGCAUUAUCAGGCCAGGUGCCAUCGCCAGGUGCCAUCGCCAGGACCCCUGGGUUCAAAUCUACGGGAAGAGAAAUCCCCCAUGUGGCUGAGAGGCUGGGCAAGACUGCUUUUAAUUAAAUUUAAAAGUUCAUGCAAUCGUUCACAAAGGGUUCAUGCCUAGAAUGGUAAAUAAAAAUGUGAGUGUCAGAAUAUAUUAUUAUUAAUUAAUAAUUCAGAGAGAGAAAUAGAAAAAUUGGAAUGUAAAAUUCUGUUGUGUUUUUUUUUCCCAUCACUCCACAGUGCAUCCAGCAAACGCCUGUUUUUAAAAAAGAAUAAUUAGAUGUUGAGACUGUCUGGAGGAUCAUUACUUCUAAUUAACCUAGUUAUUUACUGUAAACUAAGCACCGUUUGCGAGCAGGCUGCUUUGCCGGCAUUACUGGUUCUCAGAUGUGCCGACCCUGGACGGUCUGAGAAUGAAGAGACCCUUGCUCGGAGCGCUUCCUCGGGGCUGUUCCCCCUGGCGGAGGCCGCCCGGGCAGCCGUGGGCUGGGGGAGUGGCCCCCGUCCCGCCAGCCCUCUGCAAGGGGGACGAGGAUACCUCAGCCCUCCUGGGACCGCAGCAGACCGAAUGAGGAAGCUGAGGCUCAGAGAAGGAGCAGGACUCGACUCUUGCGUGGGCAGCCCCGUCGCCGUUUGGACUGGCCAGCAGGAGCAGCUAACCCCCUCAAGAGUAGAGCCGAGGAAAGGGCUGCCCAGUCCCCUGGGGCUGAGAAGUAGCCCCCAGCUCAGGUCUCCAGGCAUGGGGAGUGAUUCAUACGUCUGCCUUGGCUGGAUGCCCCGCCCUCCAAUGGGCAGUGCCAGUGCUUUCGUUAGAGAUGCCGUGUCCUGGCCAGGUGGCUCGGUUGGUUGGAACGUCAUCUCGGGCACCAAAAGGCCGCAGAAAGAGAGCAUUUGGGAAGAUGGUGGCGUAGGUAAAUGGGGUGCUCGAAUCCUCCCACAACCACAUCAAAAUCACAACCGAACUACAGAAUGGCCAUCAUUCAGAACCACCUGUAAUCUGGCUGAAUACAACGUCCCUGUAUUCCAGCCGCGUGGGGAACAGCGACUGGUGUGCUGUGUGCUGUCACUGCAUAGGGACGCACAGCUCCCGCCGCCCCUCCAUCCUGGAGACUGCUCGCUGAACUAUGUGGCUGUCGGGACAGCACUUCGGGGUCUGAGAAAGAUGGGGUGGCCUGGCCGCAGAGGCCCUCGGUGGCCCAGGAGAAGGCUGUCCUGUGUUCCUGCUCCCCUUCUCCACCCGUCCCCUCCUACCCCUCCUGCCCACUUCCACCCCCCCUCCCCACCCCCGAAGAAAGCCAGCAGUCACGAGCACUACACUCUAAACCUGCCCAGCAGGCCUCCAGGUGCGCUGCUGCACACAGCACAGCCUGGACAGGCGGGCAGGUCUGCACGUUUAUCAUGAUACAUUUUCAGCAGACGGCAGUAAAGUGUCUUGGGAAAGCUUUUUUUGUUUUCUUUUUAAAUCAUUUGCAGAAAGGCACCUUUUGGGCUCUGGGCAGUGCAU